AUGUCUGGGGCCACGGGCGGACACGUGGCAGGACACGUGGCAGGACACGUGGAGGAGGGGAGCGAGGGGGUACAUUCGCGAGGCGGCAGCGUGGAGCGUAACGACAGCAGCAGCACAGGGCCCCUGGUGAAGCCAUCUCCCCAGCUCUCAGUGCACCAAGCGGUGCUGCUGCAGAUGGCAGCACUCGCUCACAACGACACCCCUCGCACGGACCACGGCCUUGAGGUUCUCUACUACUUUGCCAAUGCUGAGGGAACUCUCGCGGACCCCUCUGUCUCCCCCUCCUCCUCCGCUGCGUCGCUCCUCUCCCCCCUGCCGUGCUACUUCGGGUUUGCAGCAGACCUUUACCACUUUGGGCAUUUCGCUCUCAAGUUCAAAACAAGGUACCGUCGGCUGUUGAACCACGGGGGAGCGCGCAUUCUCUCCUCGCGCCCGCUCAACAGCUCAGGCUCAUGUGUGCAGUGCAGGGUGGCAGUGAGACUAGCUCCCUUGCUGGCCCAGACCAAGGGAGGGAAGCUGGAUGUGCAUGGGAAGGGGAUGGGGAGAGAAGACAAGGGGGAGGGGGAGAGGGUGGAGGGGAGUGUGGGUGAGGGAGAGGAGAGUGGGGGGGAUGGCGGGGAGGGAGAGGAGAGCGAAGGAAGUGUGGAGGAGGGAGAGGAGGAGUGGGUGAUGCAACUGUCGCAUGUGGUGAGGGGUAUUCAACCACCCUGCUGGCUUGUUGAUUCGCUCCUGCCCAGCAACAAAUAA
Messenger RNA from Closterium sp. Naga37s-1, 747 nucleotides. The record is from the annotation of a GenBank genome assembly. Lineage: Eukaryota; Viridiplantae; Streptophyta; Zygnematophyceae; Desmidiales; Closteriaceae.